AUGUGGAGAAAAUCUCCUACCAACCCCCCAUCAGGCCGCGAAGAUCACCCGUUUCAGGUCCCAUCCUCCGAUGUUCCUGCUGGCCCCAGCACUGCAGCUGCAGCCGCAGCUUACACCGGCGCUGCUCGCCGUUCCCCUUCCCCUGCAGCUUACGCCUGUGCUGCGCGUCGUUCCCCCUCGUCUGCUGCGUACGGCGAUCCGUACGCGUACGAUGGUGAUGAUCCGUACCAGGAUGAAACGUAUCAGCAGAGUUCGUACGAGCAAGGCUCUUCGUACCAGCCGCUCCAGCAACACUGCCAGCGUGGAUCCCGAAAGCAGCAGCAGCAGCAGCAGCAGCAGCAUCGCCGGCAGCACCAGCAGCAGCAACAGCCGCCGCAAUUCGAGGAACCUGCGUGGCUUUCCCGCCAAGUCAAGGCUUGCGCGCCCGCCCCAAACGAGCUCUCAUUGGUCGGCCGCCCGUGCCUUAUCCACGAGGACGAUGACGUGGCAGCUGACGUGGCGGGCGGCGGCGGGCUCUUGCCCUGGAAAGGGGAAGAUUCUCUAAUGAUUGACCGCUUCGAUAAAGGAGCACACAUUUCGCAGUUGCUCUCCUUUCUUGCAUCCGCCUCUGCUCCUCCUGCAUCCCUUCAAUCCUUCCGUUUGUUUCUCCUUUCUUCCUGCAUUCUCUUCUCCUUCGCCCAUCCAGCCCACCAGACCUCCACUCGCCCAGCCUAUGCUGCUGUCGCUUUUAGCUACACAUCUGCAGCCCCAGUGGAGCAACAAGAAACCCACCCAUCGCCUCCGCAGACUGCUGCCUCCCCUGGUGGUGAUGCACAAACAGCAGCAUCGGCAUCAGCAGCAACAACAACAGGGGAAGCAGCAGCGGAAGGCAAAGCGAGUGGUUUUGUACCGCCCUUUGAAAUGCCCUCAGAGCUUCAGCAAUGCCUGCCCCCAUCAGAGAAAGUAUACACCAUAAUGGCGCGCACUGCUUCAUUCAUACGAAAGGCGGGCGCCCAGGCAGAGAUUGUGCUUCGAGUGAAGCAGAAGGCUAAUCCCGCCUUCGCCUUCCUCUUCCCUGACAACUCCUUGUACCCCUUCUUCCGGUUCCUUGUAGCAAAUCCUCAGUUGGUAGGGGAAGGGGGGAAGGGUAAGGGGAAGGGGCAGGGGGAAGGGAAGGGAGAGGAGGGAGAGGGUGGGGCGAAGGGAGGGAAGGAAGGGGUGGGUGUGGGUGAGGGGCAGGGGAGAGUAGGAGGUGAGAGGGGUGGGAGGGUGAGUGUGGAGAGGGGGAGCGCUGUCAUGCUGCUUGGGGCUGCUUAUGGGGAGGAUGAGGAGGAGGAGGAUGGGAAGGAGAGGACGAAGGAGGAGGAGGGGAAGGAGGGGGAAAGGGGGGAGAAGGGGAAUGAGGAGGAUGAACAGGAGCGUCUGGUCGCGACUGAAAAGGGGGAUGUAGAGAAGAAUGACGAAGGGAGAGAAGGAGGCAGCAGCAGAGAGGGGCGAGAAAGGCAACAAGGGGAACCAACGGAGGAAGAUGGAGCAUCUGAGGAGAGAGUUACCGGGGAAAGCGUUAUCGAGGGAGUGGAGGGAAGUAGGUGGUUCACUGAGUCAGAACCUGCUGAAGCAGCUGAUGAGGUGGCGGAGGAAGGAGGCGUAGAAGGUUUGACAGAGAUUUCUUCACAAGGUGAUGCCUUACCAAAACAGCCUUUCCCAGAACAGCCUCCCCCAGAACAGCCUCCCCCAGUUGAGCCUCCACUAGUCUCAGAUGAGCCUCCCCCUCCUGGGAUGGAGACAGGAGAAGAAGUAGGGAGGGCGGAUCGAGGAGGAGGGGAGGGUGAGGGAGGAGAGGAGGGAGAGGAAGGUGAUGAGAGGGCGGAGGGAGGAGCAGCAGCAGGAGCUGCAGGAGGAGCGGGAGGAGCAGGUGGAGAAGGAGGAGGAAGAGUAGCAGCAGGCACAGGGGGAGGGGAAGAGGCGGAAGAAGUGCCCGAGUCGGUGCGGGGAGUGGUGGGGAAGAUGGUGGAGUUCAUAGUGCGGAACGGACACGAGUUUGAGAGCAUUGUGCGGCAGAGAGAUGCUGGGGAAGGGCGCUUCCCUUUCUUGUUGCCUGGGGAUCGCUUUCACGCCUACUACCAACGAACACUGAAGGAAGCUCUGGAGGUGAGAGUGGGUGUGCGUGAGGGUGUAAGAGGAAUUGAGGCACCAGAGUCAGUAGUACGCCCCCUUCCUGCUGCCAGGAGACCGCUUCCAUGCGUACUACCAGUGCACACUGCAGGAGGCUCUGCAGGUGAGAGUGGGAUAGGGGUGAGUGCAAGAGGAAGUGAGGGGGCGGGGUUGUGGGUGCUUUCCCUUCCUGCUGCAGGAGACCUCUUCUCUUCCAUGCUUACUACCAGCGCACAGAAAAGGCCGCUCUGGAGUAAAGGGCGCUCUGGAGGUGAGAGUGGGAGACGGGUGAGUGCAGGUGGAGGUGAGGGGGCGGGGACGGGAGCGCUUCCCCUUCCUGCUGCCAAUAGAGUGCUUCUAUGCCCCUACCAGCGGACACUGCAGGCUGCUCUGCAGGUGAGAGUGGGAAGUAGGAGUAACAAAGGUAACAGAUUGGAGGGAGUGCUUUUCCUUUCUACUGCCAGCACAUUCUUUUACUCCCUCCUAGCACUCCCCUGCCUGUUGCCAAGCAAGCAAGCUGCCUUGCCCUCCUCUUCCUGCUCUGUUGUCUCUCACAAUUUCCCCUGCGUCCUUUUACUUCCGCCCUUCCUAGUGACUUUUCCCGCUCCACUUCCCUCCUCCUCCCUCCUUUCCUCUCCCUCCAUACUUCUCUCCACACCACAGCGUGCCAAUGCUCCUCUGGUGUUGAUGCCACAGCCGCCCCCUCGCCCUCGCCCCUCCACUGCCCACGCCAAUGCUCCUCUGGUGUUGAUGCCGCAACCGCCCCCUCGCCCUCGGCCCCCCAUUGCCGUGCUGCCUGGCAAACUACCCGUGCCUGCUGUCCGCAAACUUAAGGGGGGAGAGGCGGGUGUGGUUCUAAGAGAUGUGACUCUAGCGGGAGGGGAGUCUGGUAGGGGUGGUGAGGCGGAGGGAGGGGAAGAGGAGGGUGAGAGGGAGAGGGGGAAGGAGAAGGGGGAGGGAGCUGAGGGUGGAAAGGGUGGGGAGGGAAGUGAGACUGAGGGAGAGGAGGGGACCAAGGGUGGGGAGGCGAGUGGGAGCGAGGGAGAGGAGGGGGAGAUACUAGGGCAGGCGGGAGGGAAGAGGGGCAAGAAAAAGGGCGUGCAAGAGUCUGAUGAAGAGGGGGAGAGUGGGGAGAUUGUGAGUGAGGGGGAGGGAGAGGAAGGUGGGGGUGAUAAGGAAGAGGAGGGGAGCAGAGAAGCAGCAAAGGGGGCAGCUGUGGCUAAUGGUAGACUCAGUGCCGCAGAAGUGGCAGCAGCAGUGCGUGCAGCUACUGGUAGAUUCCCCCCCUCUUCUCGUGCAGCUUCUUCCGCCCCUCCAGCAGCAGCAGCAGCAGCAGCAGCAGCAGCAGCAGCAGCAGCAGCAGCAGCAGCAGAAGCAGCAGCAAUAGCUGGCGCUGCUGCUACUUCUACUGCUCCAUCUGCUGCCCCUGCCAAGGCUGCUGCUCUGGUAUUUGGAGAGGAAGAGACAGAGGGUGGGGCCGGCGGGAAAGGUGGUGGGGCUGCUCCUGCUGCUGGUGCUGCUGGUUCGGGUGCUGGUAACACGGGUGGUAACCGCAUGAGUGCAGCAGCAGUGUUGGAGAUACUGAGAGGGAGGAGGCCCGGGAGUGGACCAGGCAGGUCAGGCACUGGGCCGGGGUCUGCUCUGCCUUGUUUUGAGGCGCCUCAAAACAAGAGUGCACCAGGCAGGUCAGGCACUGGGCCGGGGUCUGCUCGUCCUGCUGGUCAACCUGUUGCUGCCUUGUCCUCUGCCGCUACCCACGCUACCGCCACUGGCGCUGGCCCUUCUCCUCUCCUUCCUACUGCUGCUGCUCCUGGUGGUUCCGGUGCUGCUGGUGCUACUGAUGCUGCUGGUGAUGGUGGUUCUGCUGCUGCUGGUGUGAUGCAGGGAGGGGCUGUUGCGGAACUAUCAGCAGAGGAGCAGAGGCGGCUGGAGAGAAGGCGCAAGGCAAAGCUCUUUUCUGCCAUGCUCUCGUCUACCACUGCUGCUGCUGCCGGUGCAGCCAGUGCAGCCGGUGCAGCCGGGGCAGCUGCAGGGAGCACUGGUGCUGGGAUUCUCUCUUCCGCCACUGCAGCUGCCGGUGCUGAUUCUGCUGCUGCUGCUGCUGCAGGGAGUCAUGCAGUCAGGGCCAGUGGUUCUGCAGCAUUGGACAGUGAUGGUGGGGUAGGUAGCAUUGGUACAGCUCCAACCAUGCAAGGGGCUGAGGUUGCCCUGGCGGCGGCGGCAGCUGCAGCUGCAGCAGCAGUGGCCAAGGCUCUGCCCCUUCUUGGCUUGUCGGGACAGCCUGGUGUUGGCGUGGGGAAGGGUGGAAGGGCAGGGGAGCAGGCAGGCAUAGGAGCUAUAGGAGGAACAAUAGGAGGAGCAAUAGGAGGGGCAAAAUUAGGGGUCCUCGUCCCCCUCAUCUCCCUCUCGGUCACUUAG
Closterium sp. Naga37s-1 is the source of this 4551-nucleotide messenger RNA. NCBI's taxonomy places the organism in Eukaryota, Viridiplantae, Streptophyta, Zygnematophyceae, Desmidiales, Closteriaceae. The record is from the annotation of a GenBank genome assembly.